Brettanomyces nanus is the source of this 720-nucleotide messenger RNA. RefSeq lists its product as uncharacterized. Gene Ontology annotation, molecular function: nucleic acid binding. Lineage: Eukaryota; Fungi; Ascomycota; Pichiomycetes; Pichiales; Pichiaceae. The transcript has a single exon. The record is from RefSeq and is a predicted model, not a curated record. Bases 1 to 720 code for a protein of 239 amino acids.
AUGACAACACAACGUAUUCCAUGGGGAGAGGAGUUAUCACAGGAGACGAAGAAGGCAUAUUUUGUAUCCCAGCCAACACAGACGGAACGAUUAACUCGGAUGGUGAUCAACAAGAAUGAUAACUUAUUCAGACGGAUCAAUAAGAUUCUUGAGAUUGUGAAAGAAGCGAGAGGAAGUAAGGAGGUAGAAGUCUUAUUAAUAGCUAAGGGAGAAGGAAUACAGAAGUUGAUUAGUAUUGUGGAGAUUGUGAAGCAGAAAAUGGGUGAAAAUCAAAGUGAGACAGCUAAUAUAAGUGGUAUGGAAGUUGCAGUUAUAGGUGAUAAGGUGGUGAAGCUUCCAUUUAAGGUGGAUCAAUUUAACUAUUUGGAUUAUACGUUGGUUGCCAGGGAAGAGGUGAAUAAGAAGUACGUCAAGAAGAAAGGGGAAGUGAAAGAGCAGGAGAAAGAGAAGGUGAAAGAGAAGGUGAAAGAGAAGGUGAAAGGGUCGGCGAAAGGGUCGGUGAAAGAGUCAGCGAAAGAGUCGGCCAAAGAGUUGACGAAAGAUAGUCACCCAGACACAUUUACUAAAGACCAAAUCGAUUCACUUAGAGUGGAGAAGAAAGUCAAAGUUCCGAUCUUCUUAACAUACCUUAACUUCAACCAGUACAAAAAACGGCCCACAGAACUGGCAGCAAAGUACGAUACACUUCUACAGGAUGGAUGGACUGACAAUAGCCAGUAA